AUGGACAACUUUUAUAUUAGCUACAGAGAAGAAGCUAAUUCAAGAACCAAAAGUUGGCUCUGAACACCAGCAGCUAUCUUUGUGCUAGCCAUGCUUUCAAUAAUUGGAGUAUUCUAUAAUAUCCCACUGCAUAAGAAUUAUUAUUCACUCCAACAAAUUGAACUAGAAAAUCAAGAAUUCUUAAAUUUUGUUUCCCAUUACAACAAAGCAUAUAAAACUCCUGAAGAAUAUCAAAACCGCCUCAGCAUAUUUCUUACCAAUCUUGCUUAUAUAAAAUUUCACAACUCCCUUGGAAACUCUUAUCUUUUAGGUGUAAAUCAGUUUUCUGAUCUCACCCAUGAAGAAUUUCAAAGAUUUAUGACUCCAAUAAAGUAUGAAAUAACGAAUGAAGAAAUUAAGCAACAAGAAGUGUCAUAUGGCGAUAUUCCUCAACAAGUUGACUGAAGAACAAAAGGAGCAGUGACCCCAGUUAAAAAUCAGCUACAAUGUGCAUGUGGGUGGGCAUUUGCAGCGACAGGCGCUAUUGAAGGAAUUUGGUUUAUUAACAAUAAUAAAUUGCUUUCAUUGUCAGAACAAGAAUUACUAGACUGUUCAAGCUCUUUUGGCACCAAUGGCUGCAGUGGCGGCUUGGCAUCACAAGCUUUUAAAUUUGUGAUGGCUAAUGGGAUUACAAGUGAGACUAACUAUCCUUAUAAAGGUGUUAAAGGGAAAUGCAUACAAAUUUAAUUUAUAUAAAGCAGAAAAAAGUAAUAUUUAUCAAUAAAUUUAAUAUAGAGUUAAUUAUAUUGCAUUACUAUAAUACGUCUAAACAAGCACAAGGUGUUGCCAAAAUAACUUCUUAUGAGACAGUCCCUCCAAAUUCACCUAAUUCACUUAUGGCAAUCGUCGCUCAGUGGCCUGUUACAGUUGUGGUAGAAUCAAAUCAAGCUGCUUGGCAGUUCUAUAGGACUGGGAUUAUUACAAGUAACUGUGGGGUUAAUCUUGAUAACAGUGUGCUUAUUGUGGGGUAUGACAAUACAAAUAAUCCUCCGUAUUGGAUUGUUAAGAACUCAUGGGGACCUAGCUGGGGAGAAAAUGGGUACAUCAGAAUAGCCAUUUCAAGUGGAGAUGGCAUUUGUGGGAUUAAUAUGGUCCCUACCUAUCCUAUUUAUUAA
This is a messenger RNA of Blepharisma stoltei, 1154 nucleotides long. Lineage: Eukaryota; Ciliophora; Heterotrichea; Heterotrichida; Blepharismidae. The record is from the annotation of a GenBank genome assembly.